Messenger RNA from Hyla sarda, 4769 nucleotides. Its product is annotated as rho guanine nucleotide exchange factor 15-like. Gene Ontology annotation, biological process: activation of GTPase activity. The coding region runs from base 488 to 3604 and encodes 1038 amino acids. Lineage: Eukaryota; Metazoa; Chordata; Amphibia; Anura; Hylidae. The transcript has 16 exons. Gene Ontology annotation, molecular function: guanyl-nucleotide exchange factor activity; protein binding. The record is from RefSeq and is a predicted model, not a curated record.
CACAUCCUACCGCAAUACAAGCUGGGAUCUGAUUGGUUGCCAUGGUCACACCUGCGCUAGAGAAAAAAAAAAAAGGUGGGCUGUGAUUGGUUGCUAUUGGCAACACAUCCCCGCCGUGGUGCUAUGAGAGGUCGGGGCCGGUGCGGACAUUCCCGGUACACCGCUCCCACUGCACCCUUCACCGGAUUAUCGGCUCCGGCUGCUCCGUAUAGAGAGGACCCGACCUGUAGAGAACAAUAGCGGCCGCCCCGCCCCGUCCCGUCCUCCUCCCCGUCAGGCCUGGCCCCGUCUCCUCCCCCGCCGCUUACAGACGGCUGCUCGGUGUCCCGGGUGUGCGGCUUCCUGUGUAUCUGUGGCCGGAGUGAUGUCCUGAGAGCUGGCGGCGCCGAGAACCGGGAGAACGGGCACUGUGUGCGAGAGAGACCGGAGCCGCCUCAUCCACAUUCCUCCAUGAUGCCCUCUGCCCUCCUCUGACCACGCUGCCGCCAUGUCAGCCACCGAUGCUCUGCCACCCCCCAUUCCCCUCUCCCAGAAGCCUGUCCGUAUUAUAAAAGCCAGACCGCCAAAUCGGCCUCCACCUCAUUUGCCUCCCAAACCUCCUCAGAAGCCCUCUCCAUGCCCCAAGCAUGCCCCUGUGCCACCAGCCUGCCAGCCCGAUCACCCAGAACCUACUGCCGAGCCAACUACAUCUGGGGUAUGUGUGAAGAAGAUCGCUGGUCUCUUCCAGAAGGAUCCGGCAGGGGGCAGCAGUGAUGACCCUCAGCCGCGGUUACCUCCAAAACCAUCAGCUCUCCUGCCAAAAGAGGACAAGGUGCCGCCAACGACCAAGGAGGAGCCACCCAGCACCGAGAUCAAGUCAGAAGUGAAGAAGCCUGAAGAACAGAGCUGCCCUCCCCCUCUACCUCCAAAACUCUUCCAAGACCCAGAUGAGCGAUUGUCCAAGAUGGCGUCCUGUCUUCCCCGGCCGGCCUGCCCGUCUAGGUGCUGCUGUGCCUGCCAUCAACAGAGACCUGGGAUGGUAUUGGUGUGGCUCCCAGAGUCCUCAGUGGUGUCUCCGGGCCUUCAUGUGAACGAAGCUUCCGACUCCUCCGAUGACAGCGGGGUCUUCCAGAGAGUCCUAUCUAUAAAUGACGAUGAGGAUGAGGAGGGUGGGAAAUGGGGUUCUUGGCAUCUGAAAGACAAGAUGAAUGUUGGGACCUGUUACCCGAUAAGGCGGCGGUCACUAAAGUACGCGGAGCGAUCCCAGCAGGACUCAGCUGAUGGGGUGGGAAAAGAGAAAGUGAGGAACAGCGUAGUCCUGACUUCUUACAAAUCCACAGCUGAAGAAAGCUUCAAUGGGGAAGAGACAACUGGUGAGGGAGAAAAGGGCCAAAAAUGUGAGAGGGCGAGCAAUGCCCCAGAGAUCCCCAAACAUGGGCCACCCAACCAUAGGAAAGCCAGAGCCACUGGUCAUGUAGAGACUGCUGUAGAAAAUGACCAUUCAGAGACUUCUACUGUAUCCAAUAGGGCAACACAUGACCCGCAACCUGAAGCCCCAAAAAACCCUAAAUACAAGAGCAUCUCCUUCUCUACUGACGUCAUUUCUAUGGUGGACAAAGAGGUCGGGGGUUCAGAUGACUCUAUUGACUCUAAAGACCCUUUACAGCCCAACGAGGGUCCAAAUUCUGAUCCUGUGACUCUAAGAGGAGCAGGAGAGAUCCGUUCUAAGAUCAGGAAGCCGGCCCGCAGGAGCAAAGUGCCCCCUCUAUCUGUGUGUGAAGUGCCAGAGCCUCCACCAACGCUGCCUCCUAAAGUGCCCAGCAAGCCCCCCAGAGGGGCCGCCCCCCCACCACCUCCUGCUCCGCCUCCAUUCUUGAGAAAGGGUUCUUUAAAAAGGUAUUCUUUGGGUAACACGGAGGAGAUGACAGACAAGGAUAAGAAAAUGGCCUCCAAUAGUCUUCCUAUAGAGGCCGUAUAUAAGGGGAAAGACUCCGCAACGUCAGGCGAGGAUGCAAGUGACUCCUUGGCUUUUUGUUCGGACAGCUCUGUUUCCAGGACACCGACUGUGAAGAGCCCAAAGUCUAUAGACUGGGAAUCGCACUUGCGGGAUGAACCACUGUACCAGACGUACCGCCAAAGCGUCAUCAACAAGGAGAUCCGGAGACAGACAGUAUCCCGAAACUGCAGCUUUACCAGCUAUGACUCCUCACAGGAGAGUCCGCUAUCUGCCGGGGGAUCCCCGAAACCAGGUCGGAGGUCAUCAGCUCCCCACAACACCUUGUGGCAGGAAUUACCAUGUGUGAUCGAGAGCGGUGUCCUGGAGAGUAUGAGCAACGACGAGAAGAAAAUACAGGAGAGUAUGUUUGAGGUUCUAACCUCUGAGGCCUCGUACCUCCGCUCUCUGAACGUCCUGACCGAACACUUUCUGGGGAAUCGGGAUCUUCAGGAAUCACUGGUGGUCAGGGAGAAGAAAAUCCUCUUCUCUAAUGUUCUGAAGGUGAAAGAAGUGAGCGAGAGGUUCCUCAUGGACCUGGAGUCGCGGGUUGAUGAAGAUGUGAUCAUAUCUGAUGUCUGUGACAUUAUAUAUCACCACGCCAUAAAUCACUUCUCUGUAUAUAUAGAUUAUGUCCGUAACCAGGUCUACCAGGAGAAGACAUACAGCGAGCUCAUGGAGAAGAACCCUCAGUUCCAUGCCCUGCUGUGCCGCUUACAGGAGCUGCCCCAGUGCCAGAGAUUGCCCUUCAUGUCCUUUCUACUGCUGCCCUUCCAGAGAAUCACCCGUAUUAAGAUGCUGAUAGAGAAUAUAUUGAAGAGGACGGAGGAGGGGUCCGAAUGUGAACAGAAUGCCAGCAAAGCCUUGGAUUCCGUAUCAAAGAUCAUCCAGGAGUGUAACCGUGAGGUCGGACGCAUGAAACAGACUGAGGAGCUCAUCUACAUCUCCUCCAAGAUUGAGUUUGAUAAGAUUAAGGCUGUGCCCUUCAUAUCUCACAACCGAUUCCUCGAGAAACAGGGAGAACUGAGUGAAGUGCAGCAGAAGGGAAGUCUCUUCGGGAUCAAACCCAACAAGCUCACCCCCGUCUACUUCUUCCUGUUCAAUGACCUCCUGCUUAUUACACAGAAAAAAAGCUCUGACAGAUAUGUUGUUCUGGACUACGCACAUCGCUCCCUGGUCCAAGUCCAGUCCUGCCCCACAAUGGAGAACAGCUUCUUUCUCACUCUCCUGGAGAAUCACCAGAGGAAAACCUGUGACCGCCUCUUCAAAGCGCCCACUCAGUCAGACAUGCAUCGGUGGGUGGCCGUGUUCCCCAGUAAGAACAGUGACUCCUCCUCUGGCAGUGAUACCAUUUAUGAGGACUGGGAUUGCCCCCAGGUCCAUUGUGUGGAGCAAUACAUGGCAACCCAGGCUGAUGAGCUGACCCUGGAGCCGUCUGACAUCAUCAAUGUCCUGCGCAAGACAUCUGAAGGCUGGUAUGAGGGUAUUCGGCUUUCUGAUGGGAAGAAGGGCUGGUUCCCCUCCCGCUACGUCCAGGAGAUCACCAACGAACACGUCAGGAGGCGGAAUCUCCGAGAGCGUUACCGUGUCCUUCAGGCCGCACGGCAGAUGACCGGACCCACGGACACCUGAGGAGCGCCGGACUCUGGCCUGAGUUUUCAGGAACAGAAAGUUGACUUUGUGACUGAAGAUUCGGAGUCUGCCAUGAGGGAACAGGUCGGGAGGUUGUGCAUUACGAUGCUGGACAUCCAUGGAAGGAACCGCAUCCAUCUGCUGCUAUUUACUACAAGGACUCGAUGGAAAGGCCAAGUGUCACCAGAAAGUGACCGAGGACCACUGGAAUCUCCAGGUCAUCUCAUACUGCCAAAUCCUUCUUAUAAACUCCUCACGUUAAAGCACAAAUCUCCUAGAAAGGAUCUGCUCGUCUCCUCCAUCCUGGGGCAGAACGAGUGUAUAUGAAUGAAGGUCGUAGUCCCCACUCCACCACCAUUGUCCGCUACAUCUUUCAUCUCAUUGUUGUGAAGGCGGCAAAUCGAAGCCACAAUGAGGACCAAUAUAGGACAGGAUAUUGCUGUAGAGAAUUCAUCAUUCCUCAAACCUUCCGGUUUUCUCUGUUCUCCUGACCUGGAGUGUCAUGGUGGACAAUCCCGAUGGACAUACUGUAGAGUGGUUCAUUGACUGAGACUUCUAUAUGAACUUCUCCGUACGAGACUCUUAGGCCAACCGGAGUCUAUGGCGAAGCACAGGUCCAUGAAUGGUAGGUAUGGAUUUAGGUAGAAGUCUCGUUGUGGUGGCCUGUCAUGGUGUCAUGGACCAUUGAAGGUGCGUGUUGUGGUGUCUUGUAAGAACAUGGAUGGAAGCACAAGCAAAGUGAAUAAUGCCAGUAUUUUCUGCGUCUCCUCAGAUAGGUGGACCUGGGGCCAAUGUCCGUCAUCAUCUCACAGGUCCCAUGGUGGACGUUGGCCCCUCAUGUCGUACGGGUGUAGACAUCUACGUAAUAUCGUAUUAAGGACUAUGUCAGUGCCAAAGAGCAAAUGUCCUCAGAAGGUGUGUGGUCUCCUGGGCCGCCGCCGCGCCCCAUAGUGUUAUCAGAUCUCUGUCGUGGAUCGUAUGGGCUGACCGCAUCUUGUCCAUGUGAGAAGAUGGUCCAACCUUGGGAGAACGCCAGUACCGCCAUCUUGGAAGGAUUUUUUUUAUUCUGGAUGUGACCCCCCCCUGUUGUUUCAUGUAUACAGGGAAUUUAUUGUUUGUGUAUUGACAGUUGUGUCACGUGAAGUAAAACGUUUCCUCUGGCGUA